UUUUGUCCACUAGACGACGAGUCUGACAUGGGUUCACAGGCCCACUAUGACUUCAUUGCGGACACUCUUUCCGUUUAUGAAUGUCCGUGGUCUCGAGUGUCAUUCCUGGUGGGUGAUAAUUGCUCAACGAAUCAAUGUAUACCCCGGAACGAAGGGACCCUCCCGUUAAUCGGCUGUGCAAGUCAUAGAUUUAAUUUAGCGGUGAGGGCCUUCUUGGAGGCGCACGAGACGAUGGUCGAGAAGGUGCACAAGUUCAUGAAGAAGCUGGCAACCGUGAAGGGCAGGGCGGUUCUGAAGAAGAUUAGCAAGUUGCACCCCAAGCUCAACAACGUUACGCGCUGGUCGAGCACAUAUGAGAUGCUGGAGCGCUUUGUAGCGCUGCACCCCCACGUGAAGAUGCUGGAGUUCAAGGACCUGGAGAAGAUUCGGAUCGUGGACCUGCUCUUCAUCCCGCACGAGUUCGCGCAGGCUGAAGAGCUGCUAGCCCAGCUUGCCAACUUGGAGGAGGCCACCCGAGAGCUGCGGAAGGAGGAAGCAAGCGUGGUGGCGGAGGAGGAGAAGGAGAAGCAGUCGUUUGUUAGCGCUGCGUACAAGAGGCGCAAGACUACGAAGAAGAAUGCUUCGUACGUCGAUGUCUCGUACAUACCGCCAACGUCAAACGUUUGCGAGCGGUUUUUCUCCUCUGCAAAACUCGUGUACUCGGACUUGAGGAAGAAGAUGGACUACGAAACGCUCGAGGACGUCAUGAUGCUCAAGUACAACGGCGCGCUGUGGAAU
Messenger RNA from Phytophthora sojae, 777 nucleotides. RefSeq lists its product as hypothetical. The transcript has 2 exons. Lineage: Eukaryota; Oomycota; Peronosporomycetes; Peronosporales; Peronosporaceae. The record is from RefSeq and is a predicted model, not a curated record. The annotation marks the transcript as partial.